GUUCGGAGAAGUCAGGGAUUUACCCGAGGUCGCCUGCGCCCAGGCCAGAAAGACUCGGAAGUCUGGGCGUCAUUCACACGGGCCCCGCCUUGGCUUUUCUGAGCCGACACCCCCAGCCUCUGGGCGGCGUGGACCGUUAUUCCUUAAUCUGAUUGUGAACGUGGAGAGAAGCAUUUACAACCACCGAGGCUAUCAGACAUCAAAUAUUGAACCGCAGAGUGGAUCCUGAAUGCGGGGGUUCGGUGGUCGUUGCCCCUGGGGUCAUCGUUCCCCGCCGACCGUCAAAUGAUUCUACCCUCGUCCCACGGUUACAUUGAAUCCAAUCACCAAAUACCAAAUUAAUCGUUAGGGCCUGGCCAUUCUUAUUUAUGUACGUUACUAUUUGUUUGUUUUGAGUGGAACCUUGAGAAGACUAGAACAAUUAAUUUGGGGAAGCUGAAUUAUCUUGAGGUCCAAGAAAAAUUAUGGAUGAUAAAACAGUUUUUCAUGAGGAGUUCAUACAUUACCUUAAAUAUGUUAUGGUGGUCUAUAAACGUGAACCAGCUGUGGAGAGGGUAAUAGAAUUUGCAGCAAAGUUUGUUACCUCGUUUCACCAAUCGGAUAUGGAAGAUGAUGAGGAAGAGGAAGAUGGUGGCCUUUUAAAUUAUUUGUUUACUUUUCUCUUAAAGUCUCAUGAAGCAAACAGCAAUGCAGUGAGAUUUAGAGUGUGCCAGCUCAUAAACAAGCUUUUGGGAAGUAUGCCAGAAAAUGCUCAGAUUGAUGAUGAUGUGUUUGAUAAAAUUAAUAAAGCCAUGCUUAUUAGAUUGAAAGAUAAGAUUCCAAAUGUGAGAAUACAGGCAGUUCUGGCGCUUUCACGACUUCAGGAUCCCAAGGAUGAUGAAUGCCCAGUGGUUAAUGCAUAUGCUACUUUGAUUGAAAAUGAUUCAAAUCCAGAAGUUAGACGGGCAGUGUUAUCAUGUAUUGCACCAUCAGCAAAGACUUUGCCAAAAAUUGUAGGGCGCACCAAGGAUGUGAAAGAGGCUGUCAGAAAGCUGGCUUAUCAGGUUUUAGCUGAAAAGGUUCAUAUGAGAGCUAUGUCCAUUGCUCAGAGAGUAAUGCUCCUUCAACAAGGUCUUAAUGACAGAUCAGAUGCUGUGAAACAAGCUAUGCAGAAGCAUCUUCUCCAAGGCUGGUUACGGUUCUCUGAAGGAAAUAUCUUACAGUUGCUUCAUCGGUUGGAUGUAGAAAAUUCUUCUGAAGUGGCAGUCUCUGUUCUCAAUGCCUUGUUUUCAAUGACUCCUCUCAGUGAACUGGUGGGACUUUGUAAAAACAAUGAUAGCAGGAAAUUGAUUCCAGUGGAAACAUUAACUCCUGAAAUUGCUUUGUAUUGGUGUGCCCUUUGUGAAUAUUUGAAAUCAAAAGGAGAUGAAGGUGAAGAAUUUUUAGAGCAGAUUUUGCCAGAGCCUGUAGUAUAUGCAGACUAUUUACUGAGUUAUAUGCAGAGUAUUCCAGUUGUUAAUGAAGAACACAGAGGUGAUUUUUCCUAUAUUGGAAAUUUGAUGACAAAAGAAUUCAUAGGUCAACAAUUGAUUCUAAUUAUUAAGUCUUUGGAUACCAAUGAAGAAGGAGGAAGAAAAAAACUGCUGGCUGUCUUACAGGAGAUUCUUAUUUUACCCACAAUCCCAGUAUCCCUGGUUUCUUGUCUUGUUGAAAGACUACUCCACAUCAUUAUAGAUGAUAAUAAGAGAACACAAAUUGUUACAGAAAUUAUCUCAGAGAUUCGGGCGCCCAUUGUUACUGUUGGUGUUAAUGAUGAUCCAGCUGAUGUGAGAAAGAAAGAACUCAAGAUGGCUGAAAUAAAAGUUAAGCUUAUUGAAGCCAAAGAAGCUUUGGAAAAUUGCAUUACCUUACAGGAUUUUAAUCGGGCAUCAGAAUUAAAAGAAGAAAUAAAAGCAUUAGAAGAUGCCAGAAUAAACCUUUUGAAAGAGACAGAGCAACUUGAAAUUAAAGAAGUCCACAUAGAGAAGGUACAGAAUGAUGCUGAAACAUUGCAGAAAUGUCUUAUUUUAUGCUAUGAACUGUUGAAGCAGAUGUCCAUUUCAACAGGCUUAAGUGCAACCAUGAAUGGAAUCAUCGAAUCUUUGAUUCUUCCUGGAAUAAUAAGUGUUCAUCCUGUUGUAAGAAACCUGGCUGUUUUAUGCUUGGGAUGCUGUGGACUACAGAAUCAGGAUUUUGCAAGUAAACACUUCGUAUUACUAUUGCAGGUUUUGCAAAUUGAUGAUGUCACAAUAAAAAUAAGUGCUUUAAAGGCAAUCUUUGACCAACUGAUGAUGUUUGGGAUUGAACCAUUUAAAACUAAAAAAAUCAAAACACUUCAUUGUGAAGGUACAGAAAUAAACAGUGAUGAUGAGCAAGAAUCAAAAGAAGUUGAAGAGACUGCUACAGCUAAGAAUGUUCUGAAACUCCUGUCUGAUUUCUUAGAUAGUGAGGUAUCUGAACUUAGGACUGGAGCUGCGGAAGGACUAGCCAAGCUGAUGUUCUCUGGGCUUUUGGUCAGCAGCAGGAUUCUUUCUCGUCUUAUUUUGUUGUGGUACAAUCCUGUGACUGAAGAGGAUGUUCGACUUCGACAUUGCCUCGGCGUGUUCUUCCCCAUUUUUGCUUAUGCAAGCAGGACUAAUCAGGAAUGCUUUGAAGAAGCUUUUCUUCCAACCCUGCAAACACUGGCCAAUGCCCCUGCAUCUUCUCCUUUAGCUGAAAUUGAUAUCACAAAUGUUGCUGAGUUACUUGUAGAUUUGACAAGACCAAGUGGAUUAAAUCCUCAGACCAAGACUUCCCAAGAUUAUCAGGCCUUAACAGUACAUGACAAUUUGGCUAUGAAAAUUUGCAAUGAGAUCUUAACAAGUCCAUGCUCACCAGAAAUUCGAGUCUAUACAAAAGCCUUGAGUUCUUUAGAACUCAGUAGCCAUCUUGCAAAAGAUCUUCUGGUUCUAUUGAAUGAGAUUCUGGAGCAAGUAAAAGAUAGGACAUGUCUGAGAGCUUUGGAGAAAAUCAAGAUUCAGUUAGAAAAAGGAAAUAAAGAAUUUGGUGACCAAGCUGAAGCAGCACAGGAUGCCAGCUUGACUACAACUGCUUUUCAAAAUGAAGAUGAAAAGAAUAAAGAAGUAUAUAUGACUCCUCUCAGAGGUGUAAAAGCAACCCAAGCAUCAAAAUCUACUCAGCUAAAGACUAACAGAGGACAGAGAAAAGUGACAGUUUCAGCUAGGACGAACAGGAGGCGUCAGACUGCUGAGGCCGACUCUGAAAGUGAUCAUGAAGUUCCAGAACCAGAAUCAGAAAUGAAGAUGAGACUACCAAGACGAGCCAAAACAGCAGCACUAGAAAAAAGUAAACUUAAUUUUGCACAAUUUCUCAAUGAAGAUGUAAGUUAGGAAAGACGAUGGAGGUGGAAUCCUUUAAGAUUAUGUCCAGUUAUUUGCUUUAAUAAAGUUACCCUUGUCAAAAUCA
This is a messenger RNA of Cercocebus atys (sooty mangabey), 3483 nucleotides long. It is a transcript of the gene NCAPG, whose product is annotated as non-SMC condensin I complex, subunit G. Lineage: Eukaryota; Metazoa; Chordata; Mammalia; Primates; Cercopithecidae. Bases 465 to 3407 code for a protein of 980 amino acids. The transcript is spliced from 21 exons. The record is from RefSeq and is a predicted model, not a curated record. Gene Ontology annotation, biological process: mitotic chromosome condensation. Gene Ontology annotation, cellular component: condensin complex; cytoplasm; condensed chromosome.